GAAGUCAAUUCCGGGAAGAAGCGAAGCAGAGCAGGGAGCACACCGCGGAGCGCGAUUUUGUCGCGUGAGCAGAGCGGUGUCCGACUCCAAGACAGUCAGAGGAGAGACGUAACAUUGGAAUUAUCACAGAGCAGCAACCCCCAUUCACGCCGGGCUCUUCUCAAAUCCGCGGCGUCUUUUCCAACUGCUCUAUCGUGAGUCUCGUCCGGUUGAGUGGGUUAUUUUGUUAAUGUCAGUUCCUUCGAUUUAAAACAAUCAUAGUAUUGUUCAGUAUUUUGAUUAUUCUAUGCGGGUGUGCAGCAAGUUUACCAAACCUUCAAACUUGCUCCUAAUGGUUCAGAAGUAAAGCACGUGACGUUACCUGGGACUGAGUGCACCUGUCCUGGUAUAAAGUCAAGUAACCACGUUAGGACCAUAGAUUGGACGGAGUAGAUUGGAUCAUGUAUUUUAUGUUGACCAAUAUGCGCUUUCAUAACUGAUCGAAAUGUGGGGAAGUUCUCUGCCAAUGGACACAAGCCGAACACAGCGGAGCCCAACCCUGCUCCUGGAUGGGUGAGGUCCCUGCCAACCCAGUCUGUCAGUGAACCCCCCCACUCCCCACCCAUCGCCUCCCGACCAGGACCCCCUGGGUCACCCAGAGGAGCAGCAGGGAUGUACCAGGAGGUGGCCUUCCUAGCGGGCAGCACGGAGAAAGAGUUCACGCCCUUCCACUUCCCCAUUGAGAACCAGCAGGAGGUGGUAACUAAGAAGGGUGUGUUCUUCAAGCGGCAACGGCUGCUGCGGAGGCCCAAUGAGGGGCAGGAGGAGAACGACCUAUCAGCCGUCAUCAACGUGGGCGGGAUCAGGUACCGUAUCCCCUGGUCCGUUCUGGAGGAGUUCCCUCUGACGCGGCUGGGCCGGCUGAGGGGCUGUAGCUCAUUGGAUGAGAUCAUGGAGGUGUGUGAUGACUACGACGACGGGUGCCAGGAGUACUUCUUUGACCGCAGCCCAUCUGCGUUCCGCACCAUCGUGACGUUCCUAGCGGCAGGGCGGCUGCGGCUGCUGAGGGAGAUGUGUGCCCUGUCCUUCCAGGAGGAGCUGGUCUACUGGGGCGUGGAGGACACCAGGCUGGAGUGGUGCUGCCUCCGAAAGCUACGCAUCAGGCAGGAGGAGCUCAAGGAGCAUCUGAGGAUGGAGGAGGCAGAGCUCACCACAACCCUGACCCCCCAGAGCUGUGAGGAUGGGCAGGGGCACGUCGGGGAGGGAGGGGCGGAGGAGGAGGAGAGCCGCAUGGCGGGGUGUAUGCGCAGGCUGCACGACAUGGUGGAGAACCCUCAAUCUGGACUACCUGGAAAGAUCUUUGCCUUCUUGUCGGUGGUGUUUGUGGCCAUAACCGCAGUAACGCUCUGCAUCAGUACCAUGCCCGACCUCCGGGAGGAGGAGGAGAGGGGUGAGUGUUCUCAGAGGUGCUACAAUAUCUUUGUCCUGGAGACUGUGUGUGUGGCCUGGUUCUCUCUGGAGUUCCUGCUGCGCUUCAUCCAGACGCCGAGUAAGUGUGUGUUCCUGAAGACACCCCUCAACAUCAUCGACGUGGUGGCCAUCCUGCCCUAUUACAUCACUGUGAUCGUAGACUCUCUGUCUGAGGGAGGGGAGAAGCCCAGCGGCGGGAACAACUACCUGGAGAAGGUGGGCCUGGUGCUGCGGGUACUCCGGGCCUUGCGGAUCUUCUACGUGAUGCGUCUGGCGCGCCACUCCCUGGGGCUGCAGACCUUAGGCCUGACGGUCCGACGCUGCACCCGCGAGUUCGGCCUGCUCCUCCUGUUCCUGUGUGUUGCCAUGGCACUGUUCUCCCCGCUGGUGUUCCUUGCGGAGAGCGAGAUGGGCGCCAAGUACGACUUCACCAGCAUCCCCGGCACCUACUGGUGGGCGGUGAUCUCCAUGACAACGGUGGGGUACGGGGACAUGGUGCCGCGUAGCAUCCCGGGUCAGGUGGUGGCGCUCAGCAGCAUCCUCAGUGGGAUCCUCCUGAUGGCGUUCCCUGUCACCUCCAUCUUCCACACGUUCUCUCGGUCCUACCUGGAGCUGAAGGAGGAGCAGAACAGAACACUGAGACAGAAACCAGACUUCCAGGACUCCAGCAAGUCUCAGAACAGCGAGGACUCGGCCGAGACGGACAGUUAACAUGGCAUCACUGUCGCCGCCUCUGCUUUACGCAGGAAGUCCAUCGCCCUUGCGUCACAGAGGAGGGCCAUGCAGACUCAAGACUGAGUCUGUGUGCAACGUGAGAGCCUGUGGGUGUGCAGUGCACUGUGGGAAACUCGUACUAAAGCUGGAGGAUCUAAACAGGGAUGUGACGUUUUUUUCAAGCUUAAGAAGAAAAGGAGCUCCAACAUUUUGUGAGCCUCCAUAGCUCUGUCCAUCAGAGUGUGUUCAAGAGUUUCUAAGAUUUUAUAAGACAGCUGCAUAAGUCUUUUUGCUGACAUUACUGGUGUAGAGCUGAUCACAUUAUAAAAUCACAAGUUCUCUGUGGUCAAAGGACAUUUCACCCAGGAGUAUAGAAGUCCUACAACACAGGAGUAUAGCCCUACAGCACAGCAUGGGGAGAAAUCUUCUCUCUCUCAAAUAUUCAGUGUGAUAAAGCUAUUAUUUUAAGGGAAAAAACACUAAAAAUAUUAUAAUUUUGGUAUAUAUUUAGGAUAAGAAAUAUUGCAACAAGAUAUAAGUGCAAUAAGAAAGAUUAUUUAACUAUAAACAACACAUUUACAUAUUUCAGAAUGCUUAGUUUGUGUCUAUAUAGACUCAGGAUCUGCAUAUUUUAAUAAAUGUAAGAAAACCAUGACCUCGGCUGAUGCAAUGUAUGAUUCUACACUUUAUUAAAUUCAUUUGAUCCCAUGA
Oncorhynchus keta (chum salmon) is the source of this 2874-nucleotide messenger RNA. Its product is annotated as potassium voltage-gated channel subfamily G member 2. NCBI's taxonomy places the organism in Eukaryota, Metazoa, Chordata, Actinopteri, Salmoniformes, Salmonidae. Gene Ontology annotation, biological process: potassium ion transmembrane transport; protein homooligomerization. The coding region runs from base 652 to 2160 and encodes 502 amino acids. Gene Ontology annotation, molecular function: voltage-gated potassium channel activity. The record is from RefSeq and is a predicted model, not a curated record. The transcript has 4 exons. Gene Ontology annotation, cellular component: voltage-gated potassium channel complex; membrane.